This is a messenger RNA of Amoebophrya sp. A25, 545 nucleotides long. NCBI's taxonomy places the organism in Eukaryota, Dinophyceae, Syndiniales, Amoebophryaceae. The record is from the annotation of a GenBank genome assembly.
AGCUCUUGGUCUCGGCAGAAUUCCAAGUGCUGCUGCGUACAUGAUCCCUGUUGUAGAGGUUCCUGUAGGAGUUGCGACGGAUGGGAUAUUAAGGCUAGCAGAUCACUAUCCGGUGUGGAGUGAGUGUCCCGAGGGGUGUUCGCCUUGAUUUCGAGGGGAACAAAGGGGAAAGAAAGCCACUCACUCAACAACCAAGGAAAGUGAUCGACGACGUUUAAGAAUUGCAAUCCCAACUCCGCUAAACCAAAUGACAUACUGGCAGGCAGCUUCAGGUGGGGUAUGGCGUAUGCGAAGAUUCCGUGGUCGACCACGCGCGGGAACCAAGCAAGAAAUCUUCAAGCCUGAGAAAACGUCUUUUUUGGACGAGGAUGGGCAGGUGGUCAGGACAAGCGGUAGUGCAUUGGAAAGACGGAGGAAAAGGCAUGAAGUAGAUACUCUUGCUCAGCGGACAAAAGCUGACGAAGAAGGACCACGUCCACGACUAGGUUCAACUACAAAAUCCGAGACACGAUUUCCAUCAUCAUCUAGUGCUCAGCGCACACGAG